CGGUUCGCCGAUGUUCCUUAAGCAGCGUUUCGGCACGGGCUACCACUUGCUCAUCAACAAGACGUCGCCAAGGUGCGACGUGACCGCCAUUGGGGAUCUGCUGCGAAAAUAUGCUCCCAAGGUGAAGCUUCAGAGCAACUCGGACAAAGAAGCCGUCUUCAUCUUGGGACAGAUUGUCGCCACGCACCUCAUAAUCACCAUGUUCAAGGACUUGGAGCAGCGCAGCGCUGACCUCGGCAUCGAAUCUCUGGGCGUAACAGUGACCUCGCUCGAAGACGUGCUCAUCCGCGUUGGCGAAGAACACCAGCGCACGGCCACAGCCAGGAAGGACGAGGAUUCUUUGAUCGAAGUCCAGGGGCCCGUGUUGAAGGUGAUGGCCACCACAGUGUCCUCGGAGCCCAGCCUCGCGAUUCGCAUGUGGGCCGUGCUGGCCAAGCGUGCCUUGUGUGUCUGGCGUCAGAAGAAGCAGCCGCUGUUCAGCUGGCUGCUGCCACCGCUGCUUCUGACGCUGCUUUUCUCCCUCGAGCAUGUAGCCUUGAUCGGCAGCGACUGGGACGUCGAACACUUGGGCGACACGCUCUUCUACACCUUUCCAGGGGUGCUGCGAAGGGGACAGGGCCAGUAA
Dermacentor silvarum is the source of this 625-nucleotide messenger RNA. RefSeq names its product phospholipid-transporting ATPase ABCA3-like. Bases 11 to 625 code for a protein of 204 amino acids. The transcript has 4 exons. The record is from RefSeq and is a predicted model, not a curated record. NCBI's taxonomy places the organism in Eukaryota, Metazoa, Arthropoda, Arachnida, Ixodida, Ixodidae.